UGGAAAUCUAGAGUCAAAGGUGGGUCUUUUGUUCCUACAUUAGCGAUCGAGAAUCAGGCCCACAAUAGACCUAUUCGGGUACAUGAAGAUCAGUGGAAGAAUUUGUUAUCAUAUUGGGCAAAAGAAGAUGUACAGGAAAUAAGUGAUAAAAAUAGAGAUCAUAGAAAGUGUUCUUCUAUGCAACAAACUACUGGAAAGAUAAGUUUUGCCGAAGUUGAGGAAGAGUUGGUAUGAUUUUAUUUCUUUAUUGUUGAGCUAUUUUACAUUACCAACAAAUGAACGUAUUAGCAUGUUAAUUUCUUUUUGCAGAAAGAAAAAUUGGGUCGAUCCCCAUCACGUGUCGAGAUGUUUGAAGCUUGUUACACUGAUCUCAGUGGUAACCCAUCAUCCGAUGAAGUUGGAGUUGCACUGGUGGUGUUCCUAGUCGUAGUGAGUGUUAUCGAAUGUUUUUGGAAAAUCAAGAAGCGCUGGUAAGAAUGGAAGAAAAAGUAAACGCAGCGACAACUCUGAUUGCAAGUUUAACAAAAAAAAAUGCAGCAGAAUACUAGUUUUUCUACAGGACAGCAACCUACAUCUCCGAGUCAGUCGUCCAACUCAGUAAAUAUAGGACACUCUUUUCAGGUUGGGGAUGAGGUGCUUUUGAAAAGCUUAUUCAAUUCUAGAAAAGUUGUGGCAAAAGGUCGUAUUCGUAGUGUUGAUCCAAAUCAAGAAGUUGGAGGAAAACGACUUGGACUACAAUGGUGUGAAGUUCAAGUUUCAGUUCCAAUAGAAUGGGAUGAAGAACUAAUUAGGCCGUAUUCGAAUUUGUCUACAAUUGGAGACGCAAUCGGAACAUGCGUUGCAUGGCCUCACCACUUGGUGAAAGCCGAUGAUUUGGAUUGAUGAGAUGCUGAAAUAGCUUUAAAAGUGAAGCCUAGCUAGAGGUCUCAUUCUAAAAGAAAGUGAACUGAUGAGCAGAAACUCAUUCUAAAACAAUUGAUAUCAAUAUAGACAAUAUGUAAUAAGCUUUUUACUCAUGAUUGAGUAGCUAUUCCUUCAACAGAAUAUUCAUUAGUGAUGUUUGAAAUUUUAGAUUUGAAAUAAAGCAUUUUAUA
Salvia miltiorrhiza (redroot sage) is the source of this 1094-nucleotide messenger RNA. RefSeq lists its product as uncharacterized. NCBI's taxonomy places the organism in Eukaryota, Viridiplantae, Streptophyta, Magnoliopsida, Lamiales, Lamiaceae. The record is from RefSeq and is a predicted model, not a curated record. The coding region runs from base 532 to 882 and encodes 116 amino acids. The transcript has 5 exons.